AUCGUACAAACAUGGCAUUCCGAGUAUCCUAUUUGAUUUUUAUUGGCUGUGUUAUGGUGACGUUGGUUAAUGCCGCAGCCAUUGACAACUCCGUGUACAGUGUUGAGCCAAGGAUUCGGUCCAGUGAAGAAUUAAUCUCGAAUAUUGUUUCUGAUUGUUUCCAUGCUGAUGCCAUGCAUUGCAUGAAAGAGCGAGUGUUGAUCUUUUUGAAUAGCAUGGCUGGAGUCGAUGAAGAACAGGGACGUUCAUUUUCCGAGGAUAACAUCGAAAAAGUUAUUGUGGAUCGUGUUGGAAGAAUUUUGAACACAAAUGAGUUCCGUUUGCAAUUGCCUCAGACAUUCUUCCAAAGCUCGGUGAUGACUUAUCGUGCUGAUCGUGGAUUUGACUUGGAGUUACCGACCGAGGGUGAAGCUCGAGGACUUUUAUUAAAGAAGAAGCUUCUUUUGCCAGUUCUCUUAUUGAUGAAGCUUAAAAUGAAGCUUUUGAUGCCAUUGAUUGUUAUGUUGGUUGGACUUAAGGCCACAAAAGCUUUGAUCUUAUCGAAAAUCGCUAUUAAGUUGGUACUUGGAUUCCUUAUCUACAAUUUGGUGAAGAAACUGGGAGGUAUGAAGAUGAACAUGAUGCCAAUGAUGCCAAUGCCAGAGCCAAUGACCGCUUAUGGUGCACCAAUUUCCAGUACUACAGCUUCAUCAUACGAUCCUGCUAGUUGGGAGCCAAUGAGCGGAGGUCCCUAUGCCCGUUGGGACUCCACACACUCUGGAUCAGCUCAUAACUUGGCUUAUAGCUCGUAUUAUCCAAGUAGCUCAUCGUAUUCAUCGGGAAGUUCAUCAGGUUCAUCGUCAUCGUCGAGUGCUAGCUCACCCUCAUCAAGCUAUAGUAGUUCAUCUUAA
Episyrphus balteatus (marmalade hoverfly) is the source of this 890-nucleotide messenger RNA. RefSeq lists its product as uncharacterized. The coding region runs from base 12 to 890 and encodes 292 amino acids. Lineage: Eukaryota; Metazoa; Arthropoda; Insecta; Diptera; Syrphidae. The record is from RefSeq and is a predicted model, not a curated record. The transcript has 2 exons.